Molecule: messenger RNA, 3078 nt
Organism: Rattus norvegicus (Norway rat)
Lineage: Eukaryota; Metazoa; Chordata; Mammalia; Rodentia; Muridae
Gene: Bin1
Product: bridging integrator 1
Biological process (GO): lipid tube assembly; nucleus organization; regulation of endocytosis
Cellular component (GO): endosome; cytosol; cytoskeleton
Molecular function (GO): tau protein binding; actin filament binding; RNA polymerase binding
Source: RefSeq, a predicted model, not a curated record
GUAUGUGUGCAUAAUCGUGUGUGUGUGUGUGUGUGUGUGUGUGUGUGUGCUGUGUCCACUCAAGGACAGAGUACAACCUGAGCUGUCAUUUUGACACAGGGUCUCUGAUUGGCCUGUAACUUCCCCAGUACAGUAGUCUGGCUAGAUAACAAGCCUCAAAUAACUGCCUGUUUUUGCUUCCCCGGGGGGUCUUUUGCAUAAAUACUCAAGUAUUCUGAAUUUUGUUGUUCACAGAGGUCAUAGCAAGUCCCUCCCCCUCUAGUGAUUACAUCGUAUGUGUCAUAGGAUAACCUUAUCUUCAGGAAUACUGAAUGACUCUUAAUCAUUUUCCUACUACAGGAUUAGGCAAUCCUCCCCUCCCCCACCCACCGGUGGAAAGGCAUGGAUGCAUUGGCUUCUUGGUGGUUUCAUUUGUAAAAUGAAAAUGAAUUGGAGCCUCUCCCUCAUUGGACUGCUGGAGACUGUUAGAAAUAAUGCUUACCAAAUCACUCAACUUAGCGCCGGGCACACAUUAAGUAUGUAGUUAAGGUUAGGUGAUCUUUAGGAUGAUAGUUAAAGGCCAAACUGGAAAAACCGAGUGCUUAGAUGUCAUGGGGCUAGGCAAAGAGAAAGGGACAGAGAGACGUGCCCUAGGGUGCAGGAGGAGGCGGACGCUGGACUGCCAGCGGAGGGGAAUCCCUGGAAGGGCAUUUUCCCAGCCCGCGGGGACUCUGGGAUUUCAGGGCCACACACGCAUCUAUUCCCGCACAGAAAGCACCCAAACUCCGUCACCUGGUUACCUUUCUAGAGUUUCAGGAGGUAUCUGCUUGGGAGGAGGGCGUACGCCUCAGGGUCGCGGUGGCGCUGAAUUGAGGACACCUUAGGUAGUUCCCAACCCCAGGCGAAGUCGCAAGCUCGUCUGGGGAGUCCCUGACCCGCAGCCCCCAGUGCCCGCCCUCCAGGAUCCCUCCUCCAGGGCGGUGAGAUCCAGAUCCCAGAAUGGCCCUUUAAAAGGCAGUGUCGUGUCCGGAGGGGGCGGGCUGGGGGCGCUGACCCGCCCGCGGCUGGUCCCCUCUCCCCGCCCCCUCCCUCCUCCUUUGGCUCCCUCCCUCCCUGGAUCCCCGCGUUGCUCACUCGCUCUCCCCGCGCACGCUCCGUCUCCGUCAGUCCCCUGAGCUGUUCUAGUGCGCGGCGUGGAGCCAGGCAGGGCUCAGGCUGGUGGAGCGACCGGGGCUGGAGGCUGGGAGUGAGGCGCUCACGGCCUCCCCGCGCCAUUAUCCGCGCUCGCUACGGGCGAGGCCGGCGCCAGGAUGGCAGAGAUGGGGAGCAAGGGGGUGACGGCGGGGAAGAUCGCAAGCAAUGUUCAGAAGAAGCUGACUCGAGCUCAGGAGAAGGUCCUGCAGAAACUGGGGAAGGCGGAUGAAACGAAGGAUGAGCAGUUCGAACAGUGCGUCCAGAAUUUCAAUAAGCAGCUGACAGAGGGCACCCGGCUGCAGAAGGAUCUUCGGACCUACCUGGCUUCUGUUAAAGCCAUGCACGAAGCCUCCAAGAAGCUGAGUGAGUGUCUCCAGGAGGUGUAUGAGCCUGAGUGGCCUGGCAGGGAUGAAGCGAACAAGAUAGCAGAGAACAAUGACCUGCUAUGGAUGGACUAUCACCAGAAGCUGGUGGACCAGGCUCUGCUGACCAUGGAUACCUACCUGGGCCAGUUCCCUGAUAUCAAGUCACGCAUUGCCAAGCGGGGGCGGAAGCUGGUGGACUACGACAGCGCCCGGCACCACUAUGAGUCUCUUCAAACCGCCAAAAAGAAGGAUGAAGCCAAAAUUGCCAAGGCAGAAGAGGAGCUCAUCAAAGCCCAGAAGGUGUUCGAGGAGAUGAAUGUGGACCUGCAGGAGGAGCUGCCAUCCCUGUGGAACAGCCGUGUGGGUUUCUAUGUCAACACGUUCCAGAGCAUCGCGGGUCUGGAGGAAAACUUCCAUAAAGAGAUGAGUAAGCUCAAUCAGAACCUCAAUGAUGUCCUGGUCAGCCUAGAGAAGCAACACGGGAGCAACACCUUCACAGUCAAGGCCCAGCCCAGAAAGAAAACUAAACUGUUCUCACGGCUGCGCAGAAAGAAGAACAGUGACAGCGCCCCUGAAAAAGGGAACAAGAGCCCUUCACCUCCUCCAGAUGGUUCCCCUGCUGCUACCCCUGAGAUCAGAGUGAACCAUGAGCCAGAGCCGGCCAGUGGGGCAUCGCCUGGGGCUACCAUCCCCAAGUCCCCAUCUCAGAGCUCUCUCCCGGCUGUGGUGGUGGAGACCUUCUCAGCAACUGUGAAUGGCGCCGUGGAGGGCAGCACUACGACUGGACGCUUGGAUCUGCCCCCGGGAUUCAUGUUCAAGGUGCAAGCCCAGCAUGAUUACACGGCCACUGACACUGACGAGCUGCAACUCAAAGCUGGCGAUGUGGUACUGGUGAUCCCCUUCCAGAACCCAGAGGAGCAGGAUGAAGGCUGGCUCAUGGGUGUGAAGGAGAGCGACUGGAAUCAGCACAAGGAACUGGAGAAAUGCCGCGGCGUCUUCCCGGAGAAUUUCACAGAGCGGGUGCAGUGACGGGAGAGCCUCUGCAGCCUUCCGGUGUGUGAAGAACCUUUCCCCAAAAGAUGUGUGCUUUUCUUUUCUUUGUUUUUCUUCCUCUUCUUUUCUGUUUUUUGUUUUGUUUUGAAACUCUUGAAAAGUGUCGGGAAAUUGGGGAGCGGAAACCUAAGCCAAGAGGUGUACCCCCAAAGAUGAGGUGGUUUUCCAAAAAGCCGUCCGACCCAGUUCAGUGGACUUCUCCAGUAUUCCCGAAGCUGCUGUGUCCCCCUCCUAGUUGAGUUCCCGAUGCCCGCAUGUUCAGGGCGGGCCGGGGGUGCAGAGCCACCGCCGCACUUGCCUGACGCUUGGCCGCGCCACCGGACAGGGCUUGGGUCCUCUUCUGGCAGCUGCCCUGGGCAGGGCCUGCACUGUGGCCCAGCCUGGUCCGCUCUGCAGACCAACCGUGUGCUGUUUGAAAAUAAGCCCUAGUGUUCAAAAUGCAGCGAAACAAACAAAAAUGAAAAACCGGACAAAACCACCAGAACAA